Pyrus x bretschneideri (Chinese white pear) is the source of this 1442-nucleotide messenger RNA. RefSeq names its product sorbitol dehydrogenase. Gene Ontology annotation, molecular function: oxidoreductase activity, acting on the CH-OH group of donors, NAD or NADP as acceptor; zinc ion binding. The transcript is spliced from 2 exons. The record is from RefSeq and is a predicted model, not a curated record. NCBI's taxonomy places the organism in Eukaryota, Viridiplantae, Streptophyta, Magnoliopsida, Rosales, Rosaceae. The coding region runs from base 53 to 1159 and encodes 368 amino acids.
UAAGUAGUUUGUGUCUUCCAAACACAUUAAAAAAAACAGAGAAAGGUGAAAAAUGGGUAAGGGAGGUCAAUCCUGCAAUGGCGUGGUUAGAGAUGCCAAACCUGUUGAGCAGGAAAACAUGGCUGCCUGGCUCGUCGAUGUUAACACCAUCAGGAUCCUACCUUUCAAGCUCCCCGAUAUUGGACCCAAUGAUGUUCAAAUUCGGAUUAAGGCUGUCGGCAUUUGUGGAAGCGAUGUUCACUACCUCAAGAACAUGAAACUGGCGGAUUUUAAGGUGAAAGAACCAAUGGUGAUCGGACAUGAGUGUGCUGGGAUCGUAGAAAAAGUUGGGAGCGACGUGAAGCAUCUGGUUUCUGGUGACCGCGUGGCGGUAGAGCCCGGCAUCAGCUGCUCACGUUGCCAGCAGUGCAAAGGAGGCCGCUACAAUCUCUGCCCCGACAUGAAGUUUUUCGCCACCCCACCGGUUCAUGGUUCCUUGGCUAACCAGAUUGUGCACCCUGCAGAUCUAUGCUUUAAACUGCCGGAAAACGUGAGCUUGGAGGAAGGAGCAAUGUGUGAGCCCUUGAGUGUUGGGGUUCACGCUUGUCGGCGAGCCAAUGUUGGUCCCGAAACAACUGUUCUGAUCGUCGGAGCAGGGCCGAUUGGGCUGGUUUCCGUGCUCGCUGCUCGUGCCUUCGGAGCACCAAGAAUCGUCAUCGUAGAUAUGGAUGAUAAGCGUUUAGCCAUGGCAAAGUCUCUGGGAGCUGAUGGAACCGUCAAAGUUUCGGCAAAAAUGGAGGAUUUAGAUGACGAAGUUGCCAAGAUUAAAGAAACCAUGGGAGCCGAAGUUGAUGUGACCUUCGACUGUGUGGGUUUCAACAAAACCAUGUCUACGGGCCUCAAUGCUACUCGUCCCGGCGGCAAAGUUUGCCUUGUAGGAAUGGGGCACAGCAUGAUGACAGUCCCUCUGACUCCGGCUGCCGCCAGGGAGGUUGACGUGGUUGGAGUUUUCCGGUAUAAGAACACAUGGCCUCUUUGCCUAGAGUUUUUGAGAAGCGGAAAGAUCGACGUGAAGCCGCUUAUUACCCACCGGUUUGAAUUUACCGAGAAGGAGGUGGAGGAAGCAUUUGCAACCAGUGCUCGUGGGGGUGACGCCAUUAAAGUCAUGUUUAAUCUAUAGUAAAUAAACCAUUAAGUUUAUGAAUUUCGGAUUCAUCGAGAGGACAAGUUUUUGUGAUGGUUUGGAAAAUUGGAAGUCAUCGUCUCGGAUGAAGAAUGGUCUUGUUCUUAAGUUCCGGGAAACUUGUUGAUGUACAGAGACCAUUGUAUAGCUGUAUUAGAUCUCGGCAUGCACCACAGUAGUAAAUUCAUUAUUUAACAUGAGUCCUUCAAUACAUAAUAAUUGUGUGCGUACGUAUGCAUGUAACUAAAUUGUCUUCAAUAUAAAUCAUUUUUCCGCCAAA